Labrus mixtus (cuckoo wrasse) is the source of this 2271-nucleotide messenger RNA. Its product is annotated as tripartite motif-containing protein 16-like. Lineage: Eukaryota; Metazoa; Chordata; Actinopteri; Labriformes; Labridae. The coding region runs from base 2 to 1777 and encodes 591 amino acids. The record is from RefSeq and is a predicted model, not a curated record. Gene Ontology annotation, molecular function: protein binding; zinc ion binding. The transcript is spliced from 7 exons.
AAUGGCUGAACGUGAACAGGAACGUGGUGCGGAGUUAGACCCAAAUCAUUUCUGCUGUUCGGUAUGUCUGGACCCACUAAAGGACCCGGUAACAAUUCCCUGUGGACAUAGUUUUUGCAAAGGUUGUAUUGAGGGUUUCUGGGACCAGAAUGAGAAGGGAAACUGCAGCUGUCCUCAGUGCCGGGAGAUCUUCAAUCCUAGGCCUGUUCUGAGGAGGAACAACAUGCUGGCUGAGGUUGUGGAGAUGUUAAAAAGAACAAGCCCCCAGCAGGCCUCUCCCUCUGGUCCUGAGUCAGCUGCUACUGCUGUGGAGGCCGCUGCUGCUGAGGCCUGUUCCAGCCCGGCAGACGUCCCCUGUGACUUCUGCUGUGGGGCCAAUCCCAACAAAGCCACCAUGUCGUGCCUGACGUGUGUGGUGUCUUACUGCCCAGCUCACCUCCAGCCUCACUACAGUGUUCCAGCAUUGAAGACGCACCAGCUGGUCUCUUGCUCAGUCCCUCUGCAGGACAAGAUGUGUACGAAGCACAGCAAGCUGAUGGAGGUCUACUGCCAGACUGACAGGAAGUGUAUCUGCUAUCUGUGUGUUAUAGACGAGCACAAGAGCCAUAAAACCGUGUCGGUUGCUGCAGAGAGAGAUCAGCAACAGAAACAGCUGACUGUGAACCAAAAGAAAGUCCAGGAGAGACGAAAGGAGCGAGAGAAGGAGCUGACAGCGCUGCUUGAAGCUCUGAAGGAUUUCAAGAAAUGUAGCCAGACUGCUGUGAUGAGCAGCGACGAGAUCUUCGGCGAGCUGAUCUCGUCCUUUAAGAAAAGCUGCACUUUGGCCAAGCAGCAGAUCUUAGCUCAGGAGAAGACAGCGGUGGCUCAGGCUGAAGGGCUGCAGCUGCAGCUGGAGGAGGAAAUCAUCAAGCUGAGGAAGAGGGACACGGAACUGGAACAGGUGACCCAUAUCGACGACCACAUCCACUUUAUCCAGACGUUCCAGUCGCUGUCGGCCUCCUGUGAAUCUCCAGACUUGGCAAACUCUUUUCCUGUCCGCUCCAAACGUACAUUCAGAACUGUGACGGACUGCAUGUCUAAGCUGAAGGUGGACCUGGACGACCUGCUGAAGGACACGUGGACCAGCAUCUCUGCCAAAGUGUCUACUGUAAAUGUUUUGAAGCAACCUGAGCCAAAGACCAGAGAAGAGUUUUUACGCUAUUGCUGUCCUCUAAAGCUGGAUGAGAAGUCGGUCUCCCCCAACAUGUCCCUUUCACAAGAAAACCUGCAGGCAACGUGUAAAACACAGGAGACACUGAAGUCUUAUAAUCCAGGUUAUAACAGUUACAACAACAUUAUAACAAAGAGGAUCACAGGUACAGAGCAGAUGUGGUGCAGAGAGGGUUUGACAGAUCGAUGUUAUUGGGAGGUCAGUUUUAAUGGUAACGCUUGGUGUGUGGCGGUGUCUUACAAAGACAACAGCCCAACGCCAACAUUUAAAUCUGAGUUUGGUAAAGACAACCGGUCGUGGAGUUUAGAGUGUCACCGAAGUGAUUGUUACUUCAAGCACAACAAUGUAAGCAGGAACGUGUCAGGCUCUCGAUACUCCACGAUCGGAGUGUACCUGGAUUGUCUAGAAGGUAUUCUGUCCUUUUAUUGCGUUUCUGGCACGUCGAUGACUUUGCUCCACAAAGAAGAAACCACCUUCUCUGAACCUCUCUACCCUUGCAUCGGGUUCAAGGAUGACAGGUCUCAGCCAGGCACAGCUUAUUAUGCACAACUGAUGAAGAUAUGGUGACACGCUUCAUUUUGGCACCGCUGUUGAUCAGGCUGUCGUAAACCAUGUUCACAUGCUGGCUAUUUCCUGUGACAUCAUGUUUAGGGUUGGAAGCUCAAACGCUGCUUUGUCAGAUUCAUCAUUUCGGCAACUAAAAAUACAAUGUCACAGUCCAGCCGUCAAAUCAACAAAACGUGGAGCACGGGAAAAUAAAUACCAAAAAGACGGCUUUUUUUACGAGCUAAGUGCUCACAUUACAUUUGUUUUCUAAAAGAGUUUCUUUGUUCCUUUCAGUGGCUGUUGUCUUUCCCCAUGUUGAAAUAAUUAAACAGUUCAUUCUUCUGUGUUGUAAAAAAAAACAACUGUGUGGUUUUCCAAUGUUUGAAAAGUAGUGUCUUGAAUCUAACUGAGGAAGAUCAGAAUAUUCCAGCUUUGUGUUUCUUUCUGACUUGUUGUUGUAUCAAGUAACACGAACAGUAAUCCAUUUGUUGAGCAAAAAUAAACUAUUAAAUUCA